AUGGCCUUCAACUUCAACUGGUCGCCGCUGACGGCCGACGCCGAGUUCUACCAGCGCGCCCGAGAGAUGCUCACCACGGCGCUGAACAAAUCCCCGAAGCCCCCGAUUAUCGUCGAUGACAUCCUCGUUACCGAGCUCAACCUGGGCUCCGUGCCCCCCGAGCUGGAGAUUCUCGAGAUUGGCGACAUUGCCGAAGACAGAUUUCGUGGAAUAUUCAAGAUGUGCUACUCCGGCGACGCCUUCUUGACGCUGAAGACCCGGGUUCAGGCAAAUCCAAUGAAUACCUACCUGUAUUCCAAGCCAGCUUUCACAUCCCCGCAACCGUUAGCGGCGGCGGCUGGCUUGACAAUUCCGUUGUCAAUAACGCUGUCCGAAAUCAAGCUCUCGGCUUUCAUCAUCCUGGUCUUUUCUAGAACGAAAGGCCUCACCCUGGUCUUCCGAAAUGACCCGCUCGAGUCGCUCAAGGUCUCUUCGACCUUUGAUUCGAUCCAGUUCGUGCGCGACUAUCUCCAGCGUACGAUCGAGGCUCAGCUCAGGAACUUGAUGAUGGACGAGCUCCCCGCCAUCAUUCACCGCCUUUCGCUUCGCUUGUGGUGCCCUGACGCUGUGCCCAAGGAAGAGGAGUCACCGAGAGAGAAUGCCGAUGAGCCCGUUGUGGAUCCCUUGGCCAGCCCCCCACUAGACCCUGUCGAUGCGAAUGGUAACCUUCUCGACGCCAACGAUGUGUCGUCAUUGUCGCUUGAGGGUGGCCCAGAGGUUCAGUCAUUAUUCUCCCAGAAGAACUUGCUGAGGCUCGCCGCACUGAACGAUUCUCACCGCACAUGCUCUCUCUUCACGCCGGGUAUCCGCGAUGUCGUUUUCCGGGCUUGGACCAGACCUGCAGCGUCUGAACCAAGCAGCACUCCACCAACGGCAACCCCGAGCCUGUCUAAGACGAAUUCCUUCCACGGCACUUCGACGACGUACACGUUCUCGGACACAGGUAGCGCCGCCCAUGGCCAUCUGCCUUCCCGGCCGUCCCUGGUCAGCCUUAACUCGGCUACCACUGGACUGUCACUCGGCGCUGGAAUUAGAUCGAAGUCGUAUGCUGGCCGCAAGAAGAAGAACAGAGUUGUCAAUCUCAGACGCUCCAAGAGCGAAGUCGGCACUCCAGAGGGAAGCGAUACCUACUCGGAUAUGGCAUCUGACUCUGCGUCCGUGGCCGGACCCUCAACCGAGCCUCUCAUGUCUAGCUCUAUUGCUGAAGAUCCCGAAGAGGAAGAAGCGCUGGCCGAGUUGGCCAAUUCUACACCGAGCAAGGUUCGCUUUAGUCACGUUGAGAGGCCGCACCUCACUUCGCGGCCUCCUCUGCAGCCAGACUUCUACACCGCUCCCACCGAGGAACCCACUGCGCCUAUCAUGCUUGACAGCGAGCACGAUGUCGAGGUGACUCCCAAGGCCCAACCUCAGAAUGCAGAGAACGCAAAGAUGUUCCCCGCUGAGAAGGGCGCUGCCGCGGAUAGCUCUAAUGUCUACGAACAAGCUUGGAUCGAGAAGAUGGCUGGUGAAAUUGCUCGCCGUGUCUACGAUGAGAAGAACCGCCAGCAAAACGGCAUCUGGGACGUGAGGGAAGACGUUCCCCCUCCGGCCUACGAAGCCUCAACAUAA
Colletotrichum karsti is the source of this 1647-nucleotide messenger RNA. Its product is annotated as mitochondrial distribution and morphology protein 34. Gene Ontology annotation, biological process: mitochondrion organization; phospholipid transport. The record is from RefSeq and is a predicted model, not a curated record. Bases 1 to 1647 code for a protein of 548 amino acids. The transcript is spliced from 2 exons. Gene Ontology annotation, molecular function: lipid binding. Gene Ontology annotation, cellular component: ERMES complex. Lineage: Eukaryota; Fungi; Ascomycota; Sordariomycetes; Glomerellales; Glomerellaceae.